AUGCCAGUCCUCAGCGACGAGGAUCACCUCCGCAUACAAAAGGCUCGAAUCGGUGAGACGUGCGAGACCCAGGAUGUGGAAGUCGUCGACCUGCCGGUGCAAACGAAGGAGUCGCUGUGCACGGAAGACUCCGGCAGGAGACCCGGUCGCAGAAGCAAGCUGCUUGGCCGCGCGGCGGAGGCUCGGUGGAAGCUUCGCCGAAGCGAGCUCGAGAUGCAAAGAGAGCUCAGCCGAACGCUGAAGAGCACACUGUACCUAGCCACAUGGAAAGGUACAGAUGUUGUGAUGAAAUGCGUUGAGGUCCCGGAGACUUACGACAAGAAAGACGAACCACAGCGAAAAAGUUCCAAGGAGAAGUUCGAUUUAACCGCAUCACGUCCGCUCCAUGCCUCGGAGGUCAACCAGGACCUUCUGGAAGAGUUGCUGCACGAGAUCGAACUCCUUUCCUCGCUGCGGCACCCAGACUUGGUCCUGUUCAUUGGAGCCUGCUUGGACAGGGACUCUCCUGUCAUGUGCGUCACCGAGUACAUGCCUGGUGGAGAUCUGGAGCGCCACUUCAUGGCCAUGCGAAAGAAGCACCAGACGCCGACGUGGCGACCACAAUUCCAUCAGCUCUUGGAGUGGAGCUUAGCUGUUGCGCGUGGCCUCAGCUUUCUGCACACCCGAGAGGAGCCGAUCGUUCAUCGGGACCUCAAGCCGCUCAACCUGUUGCUGACAAGACACGGCGAAGUGAAGAUAGCAGACCUUGGCAUUUCGAAGAUGAUGGCAGCCGUGGUCGGUGACGUGUACAUCAUGACCGGUGGAGUUGGCAGUUGGCUAUACAUGGCGCCCGAAGUCGUCAGGCAUCAGCAAUACAACGAGAAGGUGGAUAUCUACGCCUUUGGCCUCAUCAUGUUUUUCAUGAGCUCCGGACGGCACCCUUUCCACGAGAUAUCCAAAGAUCCAGAAGUUGUUUUGAGAGAGUUCUCCUUAGGCAAAGAGCCGAGGCCCAACGUUACCGAGUGCCACAUGGCACUGCGAAGCCUGAUGGCUGAAAGUUGGCAUAUCAGCCAUCAGCAGCGGCCAUCGGCUCAAAAGAUUGUCCUCCAAUUGCGCGAGGCUGCGGACAACUACACGCCACCUGCGUGCUUCUGCGGCCGAGCUUGA
Messenger RNA from Symbiodinium necroappetens, 1146 nucleotides. NCBI's taxonomy places the organism in Eukaryota, Dinophyceae, Suessiales, Symbiodiniaceae. The record is from the annotation of a GenBank genome assembly.